UCUUCUUCCAUCGAGCAUGUUUGAAUGAAGUUAUCGGAAAGUAGAAUGGUUUUAAAACCUGUAUAUGUGAAUUGAAAUGCCUAGUUUUGUCAUGUUUAGCAUUUUUAUAGCUUGAUUGUUAAACAAUGAUAAAAAGAAACUUGAAUUUUGUACUGACCUUCAAGUAUACAUCAAAUUGUUUUUGUGGACAGUAGCCAUGUUUCGGCAAGUAAUCACUCCUCGACGAUGUAGGCCUAGUGCAGCAGUGACCUUGCAGUGGAGGGCGGCGAGCAGCCAAUCCAGGCCUAGGCCUAGCCUGAAUUUCCUAACCUGGACAAAUUUAGUGAAAUUAUUGACAAAGCCAUGUGCCGUUGCAUUGCCUCGUCUUGUGGCUCGACAAAUCAAUGUUUAUGCAAUGAAAAAAUUUCGACGUAUUGAACAAAUACUAAUAAGACAUUACAACAAUUUUUAUUCAGAAAGGGCAAUUCAAAAUUUAGCAUCAAGUUUCCAACGUAGCAAUUGGUGUAGAGAUAGACGAAGGCCGUUUUAUAUUUUAUUUGGAGGUGCUUGUUUUGCUUGGCAUGAUGACCGAUUAUCAGAAAAUGAUUUUAAACAAUGCCAAGAUGACCUGGAAGGUAUAGAUUUCUUUGCCAAUACUAUUGACACUGUGCCAGAUGUGUUCAACACUUGGGAAACUGUUAUCAAUAGAGAUCACCUAAAAGCCUGGCGCAAACAACUUGGAAACACUCAUUUAUAUGAAUACAAAUUAUUUUGUCGUUUUUUCGACAUAUCAGCUAAAGACUUCUUCCAGGUGCAGUGGGAUCUUGACUACCGUCGAAAGUGGGACAAGUUGGCUGUGAAACUUAAUCUCGUCUGCAGAGAAUCUCCAAACUCAGACAUCAUUCACUGGGUGCUAAGAUAUCCAUAUCCAAUGUACAAUAGAGACUAUGUGUACCACAGACGUUACUUUAUUGAUAAAGACAAGAAUUUAAUCAUCAUUUUCAAUAAGAGUACCGAGCAUGCAAACGUACCUGAAAACACAAAUAUUGUCAGGGUGUCAAACUACUAUUCUCAUAUGAUCAUCAGGCCGCAUUUUAGUAUGGAAGAGAAUGGAUUUGACUUCAUAAUGACCUAUCAUGACGACCCAAGGACGAACUUCCCUCCAAGCUGCAUCAAUUGGAUGUCAACCACAGGUGUGCCGGACUAUGUAGAAAAGCUCCAUCAGGCCACACUUCAACUGUCUAACACAUCAAACAUAGUGCAUUUAAGCAGCUCUGAUAACCAGCAGCAGAAUCAUAACCCUGGACAGUACUCUACUUAAAUUGUGCUUUUGCGAAAUUAGAAAUCGUGACACAUUGCGGGUUUUUGCUAGAGCCGGUUACAUAUUUGAUAGUUGGUUUCUGAUGAAUCUUUAAAAGAUGCGUUGUAGAAACGACUCAAGAAUUUAAAAACCCGCCUCAGUAUGUGAUUGAACUUCAUUACAGCACUGCGGCAUUUGAUUAUUCAAUUUGAAUGAGACGUGGCAAUCUUACGAGAUCGUUUGACGUUCGGAAUCAAAUCAAUGACUCAAUCAUAAUGAAAAAAAUAAGAGUCGCUGACAGUGGUAACGCUUUUAACGACACUUAAGGUGACAAACGCUCAGUUAACAAUAUCUAGUACGUGGUUGGCAAGUUUGAGCUGUCCAUUGGUAUGCGGAGACUUCACUUGCUACAGAAUGACAGUCAAUCUUUUACAACCUAAAAUGUCAAUAUUGUCUUGUUCAAUUUCUGCAAUGAUUUUCUGGGAUAAUUGAAAAGACUUCUUUAUCAUUCUUGUGAAAGAUUCUGUCGGCUAGAAUUUAAAUUUAAUAUAUCAUUCUGUUUUUAAGGAAUACAACAAAAUCUAGAAUUUACAAAUUUCAAAUCUCUCUUCAUUAUUGUGAUGUUUUUUUCUGGGAUAAUUGAAACAAUCUGUCAGUUAAAUAUAUUGCCAAACUGCAAAAAACUAGGGGAAUCUAUAGUUGAGUUGAUAUUUCGUUUUUUGUUAAAACAUGGUUAGAAUAUGUUACUAUAUUCCAUGUUUUCAAAAAAGUAACUUUGAAAGAACUGUGUUAGUGUCAUUCUUAUGAUGUGUGCUGUAUUGCAAGACUAACUUUACUAUUUUUUUUCCAAGAAAGAAGUUAAACUUUUAAUCAACAUGCACUGACAAAAUUCCUCGAUUUUCUCUAAAAACAAAUUACCUUUUGUAGAAGCAUACGUAGCACCUGUUUGCGAAACAUAACCUGUCGGAAUUAUCUUGAAAUAUUCUUAACAAAUGCAUUUGAGCUUUAAAACAAAUAUUCCCAAAGAUAUAAAACAGUAGCGAUGAAUCGAUGUUAUUAACUGCUCGGAAAUGUAAUGCAGGGAUAUGUAUUAUGGUCAUUAUGGAAUGCCUGACAUAAAGAUAUAAAAAAAAAAUGAUAAGAGUAAAUUUUUGCCUUGGAGUGCACCUGUUGUGCCGAUGUCCUUACUGUCUACUUGCAGUGUUUCCAAUACUUAAUAAGUUAGUCCUUGACUUUGCUUGCUCACUUUUAAUAACAGUAUUUGCGGCUUUAAGAAAAAUAUAAAACAUAAAAAUGAAGCGAAUAUACAGACUAUCACAUAUCUUUGGAAUGAUUUCUGAAAAUAUGUACCUGUAAAUGACUUGAUGUAUUUAUGAAUCAAUACAUAUUGAUAUGAAUGUAUUGACAGAAAUUAAUAUGUAUUAAUAUGGAUUGAUAUUAUAUUGAUAUAAAUUAAUAUGAAUUAAUAUCAUCUGAUAUGAUUUGGUGUGAAAAUAUGAAAUAAUAUGCGUUUUAUAUUUAAUUGAUAUGAAUCAAUAUCUUCAGAUAUUUAUAUGAUAUGAAUUUAUAUGAAAAAAUAUUUGUUGAUAUAAUUAUAAACAUUUUGGAAUUGACUAUUCUAUAAUUUUAUCUACACCUAUUGUUUUAUAUGAUUAUAUAAAUUUUGAAAAGCACUCCAUGUUUGUUGUUAUAAUUUUGGAAGCCUGCAUUAAUCCUUCUAUGCCUAUUUAAAUAUAAACAUCUGAAGGUCUUGAUUUUGUAACUGGCUAAUGAUUGCACAUAUCUCUAUGAUGUUAACAAGUAGAGACAGUCUAUUCUUGAAAGACAUAAUGUCAAUUGUGGGGUUUUAGAUAUCAUAAUAAAAUUUUGUAAAAGUACACUCUGUUGACUAGUAUGUAUGUACUCCUAUUAUAGGAUGUUCAUACACUAACAUUUUGGUGAAUAAUUUUGGUAUUCAUUCAUUUUUGGGAUAUUUAUUGAUAAAAUUUUAAAAAAAAUACUAUUCCUACAAUUAUGUAAGUAUCAUAUAAAAUACAUCUCAAGUUACACAAAAAUGUAUUUACAAAUAAAUAUCUGAGAGACAACUCCAGAAUAAAAAAAAUGGACAUCAAUGGACAUUUCAAAUGUACACCAGAAAGUUUGAACAGAUAUUUAUUAUCAGUAAGAGGAAGAGUUAUUAAUUUCUAAGUGGAUAAUGUACAUUGUGUUUGAGAGAGAAAAAAGUAGAUGUUUUUUUCUGGAAAGGAAGGGUGUCAUGUCAAAUAAAUAGGUACAUUUUUUAGGAAAGUGGUCAAAUAUUUAUUAGAAAUAGGAAUUGUUUGUUCGGUAUUAAUAUAAAUAACAUUAUUUUUUAUGUCUGUAUGUCAUAACAUCAGAGAUAUUCUUAGUAAGUUACCAAAGGAUAGUUUGUUAUUAUUAAUGAUUACCAGAUGGAAAUAUGGAUAUUUCUAAUAUCUACAAAAAAGAUGCAUACCUUCAAAUCCUGAAAAACAAGGAUCAAAGAAUAUUAUGAUUGAUAUUUUUGCUCAAUGCCGACAGUCUCCAAAACGUUUAUUGGUGUAAAAAUAUGCAUUUCAGAAAUAUCCAAUUACAGAAGAGUCAGCUAAAUCGCACAAAAAAUAUUUCUGUGUAAGUUGUAUAUUAAAAAGUAGGCCUAAUGCAUGAUAAACCUAAUUACAUAUUAAUUAUUUUAUUAUUUAAUAGAAUUUUAUUAUAAAUUAACUUACAAUGUUAAAUUUGGUAUUGAUCAGUAAAUGACAUUACUGUGAAUGGUUCCAGGGUAGCUAUGUCAGGUAGUUUAAUCUCUUCAUGGAUCUAUAUACUGUAUCUAUAAUUAGAUGACUGGAUGAUGUUACAUUCAACAUUGAUUGCUGUGUUUGGUAACCCAGUCAUUAAACAUCUUAUUUUCUUCCUAAUCUCUCUUCUUUUGUUACUUACAACAGUUUAUUUUAUUUCAUUUUAAAUGCCUGUUAUAAAUAUAAACGAUUUGUAACCUUUCAUUCUGUUUUCUAUAAAUUGAAUAAAUGAAAUUAAACUGGUAAGUU
Molecule: messenger RNA, 4323 nt
Organism: Anneissia japonica
Lineage: Eukaryota; Metazoa; Echinodermata; Crinoidea; Comatulida; Comatulidae
Product: stAR-related lipid transfer protein 7, mitochondrial-like
Exons: 7
Coding region: 197-1300 (367 amino acids)
Molecular function (GO): lipid binding
Source: RefSeq, a predicted model, not a curated record